AAGCGCCAUCAGUUUCAUUUUGUGGAGGUCAACACUUUGUUGGUUAUCGCGCUUCCGUUACUUAUAGGUUGUGAUAAAGCACUAAAUAAAACAAGCUGCCUUCAACAUAUCGUAAAGGAUGUGUUAAAGAAUGACCGAGCUUUCGUCCUGGGGAAUAGCCACACCAUGAUGGGUAUCCUCGCACUCCCGCUGUCGACAUUGCUACCACUCGGAACCCUAGCUCUUCUCCUUGCUGCGGUCCUUGCACCAAAAGUGCUGGGAAAGCGGAAAUAUCCACUGCCGCCUGGACCUCCUGGAGAGUUCAUAUUAGGCCACUAUCGAAGAAUUCCUUUUGUGGCCGCUUUCAAACAAUAUGCAAAAUGGGGAAAGGAGUACAAAUCCGACGUGCUUUACUUCGAGACCUUCGGUACGAAAUGGAUUGUCUUGAACAGUCUGAAAUCGGCCAUCGACUUGCUAGAUAAACGUGGGUCUAAUUACAGUGAUCGGCCGAAAUUUAUUCUUUUCGAGGAGAUGGGCUGGGCACCAACUUUGACAUGGCUGCGAUGGGGCCCCCAGAUGCAGCGACAUCGGAAAAUCCUCCAGCCGGCGUUUAGCAAAGCCCAGGUGCGCCAGUAUCAGGACAACCAGCAACGGCAGGCCUUAAUCUGUCUCAGAAAUAUGUUAGAUGACCAGUCCAACUACCUCAGUGCAAUUCGUAGAUUUGCCGUUGCCAUUGUGCUGAACAUUAGCUAUGGCAUUGACGUUGAGUCACCGGAUAGUCGGUGGAUUAAAAUUGCAGAUGAUGCAGCUGAAGCGAUUAGCAAUUCUGGUGCUCCAGCAAGUAGUAUUAUUGAUCAUUUCCCGGCAACACGCCAUCUCCCUACCUGGCUUCCGUUCAUGGAGCGCCUCCGCUACGCUCGAAAGUGGCGAUGGGCCAUAGAAGCCAUCACCAACAUUCCUUUCGCUCUCGCUCAAAAAGAAAUGAGCGAGAAAAUAGACCGUAAAUGCUUCUCACAUGAUCGCCUCACUGUUUACAAUGCCAAUGCCGAAAAGGGGAAUCUGAACGAAUUCACUAUGGAUGAUAUACGAGGUGCAUCCGCCGCUAUUUUUAUUGCCGGAAAUGAUACAACAGCAACAACAGUUCAAUUAUUUGUCCUCUAUCUCAUGCAAAACCCGGACGCUCAAGCCAAAGCGCAAGCCGAGAUAGAUCGUGUCGUUGGUUCAGACCGUCUGCCGACCUGGGAUGACAUACCAAAUCUGCCUUACAUAAAUCUUAUUCUUCAAGAAACUUAUCGUAUGAACCCACUCUCUCCGUUGGGCAUCCCCCAUGCAUCUAUCAGUGAUGAUGUGUAUGAAGGAAUGUUUAUUCCAAAGGGAACUAUUGUUUACCCGAACGUCUGGGGUAUUCACCACAAUGAAUCAUUCUACUCGGAACCAUUCAAGUUCUGGCCCGAGAGGUAUUUGCCCAAGGAGCAAGGUGGUAAGGGAGAGCCGUAUCCAGUGGGCAACUUUGGAUUCGGUCGCCGGGUUUGUAUUGGCCGAGUAUUAGCUGAGAACAGUUUGAUGAUUAUCUUGGCUAAUAUGGUCGCGACCAUCAAUAUUCGCUAUCCCCUUGGUUCACACGGCGAGCGGACACCGUUCGAGCCCGAGUGGUCGUACAUAGGACAAGCACAUCCGCUCCCUUUCCCUGUCGAUUUCUGCGCAAGAUCUGCCAUGGCAGAACAGUUGCUUAGGACUGCUGUUGGAGUGGCUCGGUGAUACCAACCCACAAGCAUUAUACUACCUUGAAAUGAUGUACAGAUUCUAUUGGCAGAUAUGGACAAGAUGCUGUAUGGAAGAUUGCAAUGCCGGUUUCAUUAGUGAACAGGUUUAAUUUUGGUACACGACGUUGGAAAUACUUCUGUACGUUUACUUAGUCCAGCAAAUUUAACAUGGAAUGAUGUUGGAAGGACCUCAGCUUUGGCAAGCCGAACAUUCGUAUACCUCACUGGUUUUGUUUGUGAUAUAGCGGUGAUUGUUAGAGUUUUAAAAUACACUCGUCA
This is a messenger RNA of Talaromyces stipitatus ATCC 10500, 2021 nucleotides long. Its product is annotated as cytochrome P450, putative. The record is from RefSeq and is a predicted model, not a curated record. Bases 166 to 1737 code for a protein of 523 amino acids. Gene Ontology annotation, molecular function: monooxygenase activity; heme binding; iron ion binding. The transcript has 7 exons. Lineage: Eukaryota; Fungi; Ascomycota; Eurotiomycetes; Eurotiales; Trichocomaceae.